UCGGUUACAUUUUGCGAAUGUAUUGUUUGCGGAUUUCGGAUUUUCACAAUUUCUAAAUAAUAUCAAGUAAAAUUACUAACUGAAAUUAAUUAAUAACGUGUGCUAUGAUCUCAAUUCUUGUGUGAAAGUGUUAAAAUUAUAUAAUUUCAAAUCUGGAUGACAAAACAAUGAUUGCGGCUUCUGAACCUUUGGAGUUUGUACCGCAUGGAAGAACUGUGAUAGCCAAGCACCCUGGUCAGAUAUAUGGCAAGGGCCACAAUGUGUCAGUGUCGGAGAACUCUCUGCUGUACAAGUUGACAAACUUUGGCAUCAAGGAUGAGAGCCUGGUGGAGGGCAAAGAGGAACAGGAGUGGUGGACUAUUAGAGAGGUUUACUACAGAGUUGAUGAUAUAAAGAACUCUCUGCAAGAAGCCCAAAAAGAUCCAAAAUGUGAGUACAUGGACUCAUUCCGACCCCCUAGUCGACUCAAAAAUGACUUCAACAUGUCUAUAAAGUCGGAACUCCUUAGUGGCUUGAGGAGAGAUGACAUUCCUUCUGCUGGCCCUUCAAGAGGUGGAAGCGCUAACAGUUCCAGUAAUUUGUCAAAGAAAUUCAACUUGAAUUGCAGUCAGAAUAAAAAACCAAAGAAGAGGCCCUUGAAUCCAAAGACUGAUUGUUAUUAUGAGGAAGAGUUAUAUGUCAAAGGAUGUACUGCUGUGUGGUCUAAAGGUUUGAUCUCAUCACCAGCUUCUAAGCUAACUGGACCAGAACACAGGGAGACCAUCGCUUGUUACACCAUCGACAGUACGAUAAAACACGCUGCAUUCGUAGAUUUCCAUGUAGACAUCAACAAUACUAUGCUGAUCGACGCCCUAAACUCUCAAAUUGGUGAUUUUAAAAAAAAUAUAAAAGUCGAAGAUACCACGGAGCACAUAGAGCGUAAAGUUCUACCUUCCAUACUACUCAUAGACAACAAAUGUAUGAGAGUUUACGCCAUAGACGGCAGAGAAUACAUAGCGAGCAUUCCAUUCCAAGUUAAAAAAGUAUGGCCAAUGAAAUAUGGGGUUUUGUUAGAAAAAGACGCAACACCAAUUCUGCACAAUUCAGUACUGCCUUCCUCGAUUUUGAAAUUUAAUGAAUCUCACAACAGUUCCUUUUUGAAACCCCGGAAUUGCCCUUUCAGUAUGAGCGCAAGAUUACGCCAGGAAUCAAUCUCAGGCUAUGACCAAGAUUGCCCUUUACCCACAUGUUUUUCACUAACCCAUCCUUUGGAUGACGUCAUACCGAUAUUGAUGAAAUCUUCCGCUCAAGGUUUGCAGUACUACAACGACGGGGACUUGCAAAUCAUCUUCGUAAGCACAGACCCCAGUAUAAUACUUCUGUACGACUGGAAGCUACAAACACAUUCGUUGUGGAAAAUCCGGAAAGCAACACGGGAUGAAUGCUUAGCGAUGUGCCCAAAUAUGAAUUCCUCAUUCAACCAAACCUGUGAAUUUGUUGGUAGUCCGAUGCACAGCAUGAGAAAUCCUAAUAGUUUCAAUGGCAGUCCGUAUCAUAUGAAAAAAAUGCCCGAAACUCCGAAUAGAUCAAGACACAAUAGUCCCAUGGCAAAUGUUUUUCACCAGCAAGGACUUUCACCGCACUCGUCGAUUGGCCAAGCCAGUUCAACGACUAUGAUGUCAAAUACUAUUGGCCAAGCACCCCCUUCUCUGCCUCUAUACCCAGAUAUUUGUCUAGAUCAUAUUUGGACAGAUAGCCAAGUUAUAAGACGGGAUACUGUCGAAAGUCCGAAUGACAUAAAAGCAUUUUUACACACAGAUUUGGUAGGGCAUGAGUACUUAUGCUUUAUGGUAAAGGUGAAUGGUGUUACCAGAUUACAAAUCGUGAGAUUGCAAAAGUCGCAUUCGCACGGGCAAUUGCCCAAAACGAAUAUAAUAGUGGGGUCUAUAUCUUCGGUACUUGCGAAAGAUGCUGUGGUUCUGGAACAUUUAAAGAUGAUCGCGCUAAUAGAUGAAACUGGGAACAUUAUUCUGCAAUCUGGCAAUAGUUUUGUUGGCAAGGUCCACGUGGGGGGUAUCCUGGCCCGGCUGAUAGACUCUCCGUACACCAAGCAGUCGACGUUCCAGUCCCCCUUCCCCCGCCGCAGCAGCCUGCUGCCCACACACUGCGACGCGGCGACCUUUGACGACUCCGCGCUGCACCUCCUGUCUCCCGUGCUUCACUCUUCGGUGUCGAGGCUGGAGCCCAAGCAGAAUUUAGGUAUACGCAGCCUCUGCGACGCGGCCGGCGCUCGCGUGAGCGUGCGGUCCGAGGCCGGCCAGCUGUACCGCAUAGCGCUGCCCGAGCACAUCUGCUCGCCGCUGGUCACGCGCUGCUGCGCCGCCGUCGCCGCCGCCGCCCCUAAAGACAUCACCAUGCAGGUCAUUAUAAAAUGGUACGGAAUCCGCAACGCACCCGGCACCCAGGACAUUACCCCCGGCCAAGAGUGGGCGAUGUUCUCCGAUCUAAUACUGUCACUUAUAGGAUACGAUGUGGAAAGACUCUCGCAAAGCAGACAGAACGAAGAAGAACAAGUAGAAGUUGUCACAAAGAAGCAGAGAACUUCCAGUGACGGCACACAAGACGAUUGGGAGUAUCUCCUGAAUUCGAAAAUGCACAAAACUAUAGGAAACUCUUUGGCAAACAUGUUAAAUCUUAAUCAAAUACAAUCAGAAACACGACAUUCAAGAGCCAAUGAAAGAAAGGAGGAAGAUGCGGAGAAACCAAUCCUAUUCAACACUAACUCCAUUCUCUUUCCGUACACUGUUCACAUAUUCUACGCAUUCCAUUUGUUGUACGAAGAUUUGAAACUUAACACCCUUUUAGCGAGCGUUCUGAAGCCGUUAUCCGAGUUCUUGUACCAGAUAUCCAAAGACCUGUGUCUAGAGAAAUAUGUGACACAUUAUUGGCUAGAUUUCCCGACAGAUUAUAAUUUCGAAUACGAUGAGAGCGACAGUCAAAUGAAUGAGGCCAUAUUGAAGAAGUUGACGCAACCCAACUAUUUCAAUACGGAUCCUCCGAAUAUUUUCAGCUACAUCAACUCUAUGUUGAAGGACAUUGACGUUGGGUAUUUCCCUUUCAUGCCUGAUGUGAAUCAAAUGUCACGUGAUAUUAUUGAGAUCCUAGCCACAGUGGGGUGUGGCACUGGCGCCGGGGUGCAGGCACUCAGCAGCCGGGACUCCGUGGCGGCGAGCAGCACGCCGCGCGCGCGGGAGCACUCGCCCGCGCACACUCCGCACGCUAGAGCCGUGCUGUUGGCCUGCGACAGGGGCAUAACACCCCGCGAGAUAGACAACCUGCCGCCAGCGUUGGCGUUGGCGUUGGUGACGAUAUUCAGCCGCUGCAAGAGCGACCCGCCCGUGGACUGGCCCCCGGAAGCCUACAUGCUGGUCAUGCGCGAAGAUCUGGCGCUCCAGGCCGACAUCGCGGACACUAUCAAAUCUGCUGACGAGUAUAUGGAAUCUCUGGCAUUAGAAGUGUUGGAAAAGGAAACCGCAUACACACAGCUGUCGCAGCAGAGUGAGGAGCCGGUGCACAAGAGCGAAGAGGACACCAGCACCGGCAUGGAGCACCUCAACACUAAGCUGCUGAGCCUGUUGUAUCCAAGGGAUCAUCGGAUGACAGAAGUGUUCAACCUGCUCCAGUCGUCCAUCCCCGUGACCAUCAACCUGACGCAGCGGCCCGAGGUGUCCGACCACGACUUCAUCGAGGAGCAGGAGAAGUACCUCUACGCCAUCAGCACCCGGACCAUGGCGUUGCCGGUGGCGAGGGGUAUGGUAACCCUCCGCAGUCUGCCCUGCUCGCCAACGGAACCGCUCACCCUCCCCAAGCUGUGCGUGUCGGGGCGCGGCCCCCCGCCCCGCUGCAACACGAUCACGCUGGGCGGGGGGGACACGCCCCCCCACUGCCUACUGUGGCCCACCUUCCACAACGGGGUGGCGGCGGGCCUGGCGCUCGUGCCCAUGACUGGCACCAACAUACAUUCCAGCUGGAUCAUAUACAACAAACCGAGGGGUACACAGGACAUGUCAACAGAACACGCCGGUUUCCUCCUAGCCCUGGGUCUGAACGGCCACCUGAGGGACAUGCCCUUCAUGAACAAGUACGAGUACCUGGUCAAGUGCCACGAGAUGAUCAGCAUUGGCCUCUUGUUGGGCUUGGCUGCUACUUACAGAGGUACAAUGGAUGUCCAAGCUACUAAAAUGAUGAGCAUACAUUUAGAACCGCUGCUGCCACCAACUUCCAUUGAGUUGGAUAUUCAGCAGGGCGUGCAAGUGGCAGCAUUGCUUGGAGUGGGUCUGCUGUACCAGGGCACGGCGCACGCGCACUACUCGCAAGUUCUGCUCAACGAGAUUGGCAAGCCUCCAGGGCCGGACAUGGAGAACUGCGUGGAGCGGGAGGGCUACGCGCUGGCGGCGGGCCUGGCGCUGGGCCUGGUGUGCCUGCGCGCCGCCGCGCACGCGCCGCACCUGGCGCACCUGGCGCCGCAGCUGCGCACGUACAUGCUCGGCGGCGACCGGCGCAUCAACGGGUCGCAAAAGGACAGAUACAAGCAGGGCUCAUUCGCGAUACGCGAGGGCGGCACCGUGAACCUGGACGUGACGUCACCGGGCGCCACCGUAGCCCUGGGGCUCCUGUACCUGCGCUCGAACAGCGCGGCGGUGGCCGAGUGGCUGAAGCCCCCGGCCACUGCGUACCUACUGGACUUCGUGCGACCUGAUCUGCUCAUGCUGAGAGUCAUCGCAAGAGGGCUGGUCCUUUGGGACAGCAUAGAAGCGAGCGAGGAGUGGAUCGAGAACCAAGUGCCUGCCACCAUCAAGCCGUACUGCUUCGUCAAGCCCACCGAGGACAAUAUCGACUACGAAGCUAUGAACCAAGCGUAUUGCAACAUAAUAGCGGGCGCGUGCUUCACGCUGGGGCUGCGGUUCGCGGGGUCGGGCGACGCGGACGCGCGCGACGCCGUGCUGCACUUCGUGUCGCUGUUCCUGCGGCUGAGCGGGCGCGGCGUGGCCGAGCUCGCGGGCGGCUCCACCUUCGAGGCCUGCACGUGCGUGUGCCUGCUCGCGGCCGGCAUGAUCACGGCCGGCCGGGGCGACAUCCAAGUGCUGCGCGCUUGUCGACGUCUACGUGCGCGCCUGCCCGCCGCCCCGCGCCCCGCGCCCGCCGCCCCGCCCGCGCCGCCCCCGCUCACGCACGGCGCACAGAUGGCAGUGCACUGCACCAUCGGGCUGCUGUUCCUGGGCGGCGGACGCUCCACGCUGUCCAGCUCGCCGGAGGCGGUGGCGGCGCUCAUCACUGCCUUCUUCCCCAAGCUGCCCACGCACAGUGAAGACAACAGAUAUCACCUGCAGGCUUUCCGUCACCUAUACGUGUUGGCGGUAGAGCCGCGACUCAUUCUGCCGCGAGACCUCGACACUGGGAAGCUGUGCUACGCGCAUAUACAGCUGAUAGACCUGCAAGGCGUCGUGAAGGAGAUGAAGGCGCCGUGUAUUAUCCCUGAGCUGGACACUCUGCGGCAGGUGAAGAUCUGCGACCCGCGCUACUGGCCCAUCACCUUCCACAGGGACCACAACUGGGACCAGCUCAAGUGAGUUCUUCGUCAUGUUGUCACUUGUCAGCUGAUAGACCUGCAAGGCGUCGUGAAGGAGAU
Bicyclus anynana (squinting bush brown) is the source of this 5668-nucleotide messenger RNA. Its product is annotated as anaphase-promoting complex subunit 1. The transcript has 23 exons. Gene Ontology annotation, biological process: protein K11-linked ubiquitination; anaphase-promoting complex-dependent catabolic process; metaphase/anaphase transition of mitotic cell cycle. The coding region runs from base 168 to 5609 and encodes 1813 amino acids. Gene Ontology annotation, molecular function: molecular adaptor activity. Lineage: Eukaryota; Metazoa; Arthropoda; Insecta; Lepidoptera; Nymphalidae. Gene Ontology annotation, cellular component: anaphase-promoting complex. The record is from RefSeq and is a predicted model, not a curated record.